GCGUCACUAGCUCUGGAUUAAGAUAUGAACUCACCUCCCAGACUCGUUCAGUUCUCCUUAAAGGUCUGGAGAGCUCCGAGGAGUCCCCUCCGCGUGCUGCCCAGUGCAUCCUGCAUGCGUCAUGAGCACUGCCGUGUCCUGCCAAGAGCCCAGCUUUGUAGGGGGCCAACGAUACGACUGCCCCUAUUCCGUCCCAACGUCAGCAGAAAGUGUUGACGUUUCCAAGGAAACAGUGGUCUCCUUUUGGACUGCCGGUCCCCUGGACAACACAGUUUGCCUGCACGAGCCGUCUCAGCAUGAAGCAUUCUAUAAUCUGGGCUAUGAGACUGAACCAACCUGGAAUGACCACCUGUCACCUCAGCUGCAAAGGAACAAACAGCUGCAAGACACCUUGCUGCAAAGGGAGGAAGAACUAGCAAGGCUCCAGGAGGAAAACAACAAACUGAAAGAAUUCUUGAAUUCUUCAGUAGUGAAAUGCUUAGAAGCCAAAGCCAAGAAGUUGCUUUCUGCUUCGAGGAGCACUGGGGCAAGGAGCAGGAAGAGGAUUCAACAGGAUGAUGGAUUCACAUCCAGCCAGCUGCUCUCUGGGACACAUGGCAAACGCACCUGUCGGAACCUCACCCCAGAAGUGGCUGAUACUUUGCCCAUGGACUCCUGGGUCCUACAGACCCUGGGCCUAAAGGAUGAGGACACCAUCGACCCCUCUGCCAACUAUAGCUCCAGCAUCAACCCAGCUGCCAACUUCAGCCCCGAAAUUGACCCUUCUUCUAACUACAGCACUGAUACCAAUCACACUGCCAACUGCAGCUCCCAUCUCAACUCCUCUCCUAACUUCAGGUCCAGCAUCUCCUCCACUCGCUCCUGCUCCAACAUCAACUCCUCUGUAAACUACAUCUCUAACAUCAACCCCCCUAACCCCAGCCCUAGUAUUGACCCUUCUGCUAAUUCCAGCCCCAGUAUCGACCUCUCUGCUAACCCCAACUCUGACUGUACUGCCCCCCUGUUUGCCCAUUUGGCCGAUGUGCUGCAGCUGCCUGACCCGCUGGACCUCCGCCCCCGAUUGUCCUCUCUGCCGGAGCUGCCCUGUGACAUGGAGACAGUGCAACACCAUGCCCCAGCAGCACACUGCCUGGAGUCUGACUGCUCGCUGCAGACACAGCCCGCCCCUGCGAGCGAGAGCGCCCCACAUUACCUUACCCCCUGCCCCCCUCGGGGCCGGACAGAGGUGGCCUUCAGCAUGUCCCUGGAGCCCCGGAGCAGCGUGAGGACACACAGCUUCUCCCAGGGCCAAGCCUUCGUCUGCAAGGACACGCGCGGGGGCUGGAACUUCACCUGGGUCCCCAAAGACACUUCCUAGACUCAGUACACUGUCCAGCAAGCAUGUCCACCAUGUCUCAAACACUGGAAUACACACAUAGAUAACUACACCGGUACACACAUGUACAUGUAUACACACAUGCCCACACACACUUACUUAGAGAAUUACUGUAGCUGGUUUAUAAUCAUCUUCGUGAAAAUGCAUGAUCAUAACUGUAUGUUUUGUAAACUCAUGCACUAAUACUAGCACACACAUACAAACACACACGCACGCAAACACACACGCAAACGCACACACACACACACGGACAAAAUUGAGCGUAAGCUGUUUACUGAGCAAAGUAGAAAGUGAAGUACAUUAAUUUUUGUGUUUGAUUUUGAAUUUCCACUGACAAUGAACUCUAAUUUUAGUCUCGUUAAUACUGUCGGUCCUCUCUGUAAGAACAUUUACUUUUUGCACUUGAUUGACAUGUGAAUGACAGACUCUAACAAACUGCCUCCUUACACUGAGCUGCCCACAACUGCAAAUAACUUGAUAUUUGUUACUUAAUCAGAUAUAUAAGACUGUAAGUAUUGUAAUUCUGACACUUUUUUAAUAUAUUUCUAGUUUUAUGUUGAAAGUUAACACAGAAUUAUUUUAUAUCUAUCUUUUGUAUUGUAUUAUUGAUCGUAAGUGGUUAAAAGCAAGUAAGAGAGUUGCCUUCUCUGAAGCCUGAACUGUUGUCAUAAAGGAUGCUGCUCAUGGAAUCCUUA
This is a messenger RNA of Anguilla anguilla (European eel), 2070 nucleotides long. RefSeq names its product geminin coiled-coil domain containing (gene gmnc). The transcript is spliced from 5 exons. NCBI's taxonomy places the organism in Eukaryota, Metazoa, Chordata, Actinopteri, Anguilliformes, Anguillidae. The coding region runs from base 122 to 1357 and encodes 411 amino acids. Gene Ontology annotation, biological process: negative regulation of DNA replication; negative regulation of cell cycle. The record is from RefSeq and is a predicted model, not a curated record. Gene Ontology annotation, cellular component: nucleus.